Papilio xuthus (Asian swallowtail) is the source of this 1086-nucleotide messenger RNA. The record is from RefSeq and is a predicted model, not a curated record. NCBI's taxonomy places the organism in Eukaryota, Metazoa, Arthropoda, Insecta, Lepidoptera, Papilionidae.
UAAUUGUCAUAUGUCGCAUUGGAAUUGAAAGUACAUGUACGGUGUUUCUCGCUUAUCGUUAUUUUGCGAAUCUAAAAGCAAUGGAAUUUUAUAAAACUUUUAAUAUAAUUUUUAAAUCAAAAAUGCAGCUAAUCUUUCUACUCGUUUCCGUAUAUUUGAUGCAAAUAUCAAGUGCCUCUAAAGCCGAGUUUGUUACGUGUGGCACCAUUUUAAAAUUAGUAAACACGGACUUGAAGUUGCGGCUUCAUUCUCACGACGUCAAAUACGGUUCAGGAUCAGGGCAGCAGUCGGUGACUGCAGUCGAUGUGUCGGAUGACAAUAAUAGCCACUGGCUAGUUAAGCCUACCAUGGGGGAGACUUGUAAACGAGGAGCUCCAAUAAAGUGCAAUACAAACAUUCGUCUCCAGCACAUUUCUACUAAGAAAAAUCUACAUUCUCACUACUUCUCUUCACCACUGUCUGGUAAUCAAGAAGUGUCAUGCUACGGUGAUGAUGAUGGUGAAGGAGACUCUGGAGACAAUUGGACUGUUGUGUGCAACAAUGACUACUGGAGGAGAGACACACCUGUUAAACUAAAACAUGUUGAUACAGCAGCAUAUCUAGCUGGAUCUGGGCGAACAUUCGGUCGACCAAUAAGUGGUCAGGGAGAAAUCGUUGGUGUCAGUUCACAAUAUGGCACCUACACAGACUGGCAGGCUAAAGAGGGACUAUUUAUUCACCCUGGUGAUUUAUUACCUCACCAGAAUGCUGUACAUACAGAGUUAUAAACUUGUUUUAGUGUAUUUUUAUUUAAGUUUGACACUAACGUGUAAUUGCAGUUUUGACAGUGCAUAGACAAUUUGUGGUUUUAUUUAUGUUAUCUCUACCCAUGGAGAUAGUUCCUAAUUGUGAUUAGCCUUUGUUUUGUACUUUCCAUUUGCUUAACGCUUACAGCAAAAUUUUCAAAAUCACAAUACAAUGACAAAUGUGCACAAACUUAAACAUAUCCUAUAGGAUUCUCAGCGAGGAAGUUGUAAGAUAAGAAAGUUUUGUUUUUAUAUUAUACCAACUAUUGAAAAUUUAUAUUUAAAUAAAGUAUCUUGUUUU